Daucus carota subsp. sativus is the source of this 730-nucleotide messenger RNA. RefSeq names its product ferredoxin-like. Gene Ontology annotation, molecular function: 2 iron, 2 sulfur cluster binding; electron transfer activity. The record is from RefSeq and is a predicted model, not a curated record. Gene Ontology annotation, cellular component: chloroplast. The coding region runs from base 136 to 573 and encodes 145 amino acids. Gene Ontology annotation, biological process: electron transport chain. The transcript has a single exon. Lineage: Eukaryota; Viridiplantae; Streptophyta; Magnoliopsida; Apiales; Apiaceae.
GGAUAGGGUUUGCUCUCACCACACCAUUUCCACAAGCCUCUCCUCACCUAUAUCAUUAACUCUUCACUCUUCACUCAACCCUCAAUCUCAUUAAUCAGUGUCCAUCUACCUUACCUACCAAGCUCUCUCAACAUAAUGGCAGCCACCUUAUCAGGCACCAUGGUCAGCACCUCCUUCCUCCGCCGCCACCGCCCCGUGGCCACCAGCCUCAAGUCCAACGUGGGCCAGGCCCUCUUCGGCCUCAAGUCCUCCAACAUGCAAGGCGGCAGAAUCACAUGCAUGGCCACCUACAAGGUCACUCUCCGGACCCCUGAUGGUGAGGUCGAGUUCGAGUGUCCUGAUGAUGUCUACGUUCUCGACCAGGCUGAGGAGCAAGGAAUCGAUAUUCCUUACUCGUGCAGGGCGGGCUCGUGCUCGUCCUGCGCGGGGAAAGUGGUGUCUGGCUCGAUUGAUCAGAGUGAUCAGAGCUUUCUUGAUGAUGAGCAGAUGGAUAGUGGGUAUGUGCUCACUUGUCAUGCUUACCCUACUUCUGAUGUCAUCAUUGAGACUCACAAGGAGGAGGAGAUUGUGUAAUUUAGUUUCGUGGUAAUGUCGUGUCGGAUAUUUGGAUACUCUGUCAUGUUUUGUUUGAGUUAUGUAUUUCAUUUCUAAUGGAGGGUGAAAUUGUAAUGUUUAAUUCUCGGACUCAGAUUAUAUAUAUAUGAAAUUAAUAACAUAUUAUCUUGUUGAA